Gigantopelta aegis is the source of this 881-nucleotide messenger RNA. RefSeq names its product phospholipase A and acyltransferase 1-like. The transcript has 4 exons. The coding region runs from base 169 to 711 and encodes 180 amino acids. The record is from RefSeq and is a predicted model, not a curated record. Gene Ontology annotation, cellular component: cytoplasm. Gene Ontology annotation, biological process: N-acylphosphatidylethanolamine metabolic process. Lineage: Eukaryota; Metazoa; Mollusca; Gastropoda; Neomphalida; Peltospiridae. Gene Ontology annotation, molecular function: A2-type glycerophospholipase activity; glycerophospholipid phospholipase A1 activity.
GCAACCACACUGUACAUGUAAGUAGCCAGGUCGGACCUGUUGGCUUAGUGUGUGAAUAGGUGUCGUCUUGUCACUGUUUUGGAGACAAGACGAUCGAAGUCGUGUAUGACCAGUAAUCACAGACUGCACGUCCUUAAAUGUAUUGAAGUUACACCAGUGAAGUGAGAAAUGUCGGAUUAUUUAGAACCAGGAGAUUUGUUGGUUUUUUACCGUACAGGAUACAGACACUGGGCAGUGUAUUCAUAUGAUGACCAGGUCAUUCAUUUCACAGAUGAUGGGUGGAUUAGAGAAGUAGAUUUUGAGGAUGUUAAGGAGAACUCGCAAGUUGCAUACGAAUGUAACUAUAGCCCUUUUUCUAAAGAAGAAAUUGUGAAGAGAGCGAGGUAUCUAAAGGGACAUAGAAACAGUGGGCGGUUCAACGUAGUAUUCAAUAACUGCGAACAUUUUGCCAAAUGGUGUCGGUAUAAUCGAAUAGAAAGCUCGCAGGCUAAAGCUGCAUGGGCUUCGUUUGGUACUGCUCUCUUAGCACCUGUCUGGAUGGCAGCUGCAGGAGCGGUCGCACCGGCGUUAGUAUUAGGUACAUUAAUAACGACAGCAGCAUCAGUUGCAACGGCUACUCUCUCUUCUAGUAGUCCCAACGUACACAGCUCCGGGAAGAAAAAGAGCGAGAUACACAGACGACUGAAGACAAGCUAUAAAUGCUACAAUUAGAAUAUAUUUCUAAUGUACAAUAUGUGUUGCAACCUCUGUAAGAAUUCAUUGGUUAAAGGGACAUUGGACUACAGGCUGGUAGCAAUCUGAUUAAAAUUAGUUCUACUGGUCUACCAGUAGAUCUAACAGCAUUGCGUGGACUCCCAUGUCCAGGUGACAUUCCAUCUAUA